Amyelois transitella is the source of this 3994-nucleotide messenger RNA. Its product is annotated as lissencephaly-1 homolog. The coding region runs from base 269 to 1504 and encodes 411 amino acids. Gene Ontology annotation, molecular function: protein binding. Lineage: Eukaryota; Metazoa; Arthropoda; Insecta; Lepidoptera; Pyralidae. The record is from RefSeq and is a predicted model, not a curated record. The transcript is spliced from 10 exons.
AGUUGAUUGUAUUCAGGACGGAUCGAGUUGAGGCACGCACUGCUUGCAACCAUCAAAACGGAAAGUCGAAAUUGUCGAAUUGAAAACGGUCUUUCGUGUGAUGUGUUUUUCUCGUGUGUGAUUAUUUAUUUGGAACACAAGUGCAAUUUUAAGUGUAUUGUGUUUUGUGUGAUAAUGGCAACGGUAGUCCUGCCGUCGCCCGCGUGAAUUUGUAAGACUAGUGCAGUGAAACUCCCGGGCCCGCCGCCUUACGCGUCACCCGACCACGAUGAAAAUGGUGUUGUCACAACGGCAACGAGAGGAGCUGAACAAAGCGAUCGCCGAUUAUCUAGGCAGCAAUGGCUACACGGACGCGCUGGAAGCGUUCAAGAAGGAAGCUGACAUGACCGGCGAGAUGGAUCGCAAAUUCGGCGGCCUCCUCGAGAAGAAGUGGACCUCCGUCAUACGGCUGCAGAAGAAGGUGAUGGAACUGGAGUCAAAGUUAUCUGAAGCACAGAAGGAAUUCAUAGAGGGAGCGCCGACUCGUGGCAAGCGCACGCCAGCAGAAUGGAUACCGCGACCACCAGAGAAGUUCAGUCUAUCCGGACACCGGGCCACCAUCACCAAGGUAAUAUUCCACCCAGUGUUCAGUUUGAUGGUGUCCUCGAGCGAGGACGCUACCAUCAAAGUAUGGGAAUUCGAGAGCGGGGAAUACGAACGAACCCUGAAGGGCCACACCGACUCCGUUCAGGAUAUCGCAUUCGACCAUCAUGGAAAACUGCUUGUAUCGUGCAGUGCAGACAUGUCGAUCAAAUUGUGGGACUUCAACCAGACGUUCGAGUGCGUGAAGACGAUGCACGGUCACGACCACAAUGUGUCUUCCGUCGCGUUCUCUCCAAGCGGCGACAUCGUCUACUCGGCCAGCCGGGAUAAGACCAUAAAGGCAUGGGAGGUUGCCACUGGGUACUGCAUCAAGACUUACAAAGGUCACCGCGAGUGGGUGCGAAUGGUUCGCGUUUCUGCCGACGGCAUGUUGCUGGCGUCCUGCUCCAACGACCAGACUGUACGCAUCUGGAACGCUGAUACCAACGAGUGCAAGAUGGAGCUCCGCGAACACGAGCACGUGGUGGAAUGCGUCGCCUGGGCGCCGGAGUCGGCGAGCGCCGCCAUCAACGAGGCGGCCGGCGGAGACAACCGCCGCGCCACCCACGCCGGGCCCUUCCUCGCCAGCGGCUCCCGGGACAAGGCCGUCAAGAUCUGGGACGUGAGCACCGGACAGUGCUUAGCGACGCUGGUAGGGCACGACAACUGGGUCCGCGGGGCCACGUGGCAUCCGGGCGGCCGAUACUUACUCACAGCCUCCGACGAUAAGACAUUGCGAGUGUGGGAUGUCGCCCACAGCCGCUGCCUCAAGACGCUCCUAGCGCACCAACACUUCGCCACCAGCCUAGAUUUCCACAGGAGCUUGCCAUACGUGAUAUCGGGCAGCGUCGACCAAACGGUCAAAGUCUGGGAGUGUCGCUAGGAGCGUUGCCAUUUUAGUAACCUAAACUCACCGAUGAUAUCUUUAUCAUUAUUUUUCACAUUUAUAGCUGCAAUGAGGACAAUGAGUUGCGAUUUUAAUGAUCAAAUCAUUUUAUAAUGGAAGAAUAGUUUUGAUAAUUUAUGAAUGCUCAUUGUACUCUUCUUUCGUUUGCUUGACGAUGCUAUGUCCUACUGGAUUGGAUUCGUCUACUGUUCAUGUCACACACGUCUUCAGUUUAUAGUCGCACAUUCCAUUAAAUUGUAAUGGUUCAUAGUUAGUAUCUGUAAAACGUGACGAGUAUACAUUUUCGAUAAUAUGAAGUAGAAAAUACAGCGGCAUAGCAUCGGUCACGGACCAGACCGGAACGAUAGAGUGAGGCGUCAAAGCUGUGUUAUAAUUUAACAAUUCAUUACUCUUGUUUUAUUUUAUAGUUAUUUUUAUUCCUAAGCGCGUUUAGAUAUAAAUUUUAUUUGUUAAAGUAGUUAAUCAUUUCUUAAUGUCAACUCUAGGAAAACUUGUACCUUGAUUUGUUUAUUUGAUAAUUUAGUUUUAUUAAAUUUGAUAUCGAUGGUUAUUCAUGACAAUCAAGCGGGGGAUCAGUAAUUUUCCCGCGGAACACUCGCGGCGAAGCCCCACAUCUGCCAUUAAGAAAGCAACAUUGUCGUUGGUCUCUGCUCGACACGGUGCCCAUUAUGUUUGUUUGCACCAGUGCUAACAUCAUCAAUGGUCACCCAAGGGGACUCAACGAAUCUGGACGUACUAUAUACUAUCGCGUUUGAUAUUCGGGGAUGUUUAGUGCUUAGCGCUUUUUAGCAUACAGAAGUUUCAUAGGGACUUAUUUUAAGUUUUGGCAAUUCAAAACUUUAACUAUAAGUUAGAGAGUUUUAUUUUAAAGUUUCUAAUUAUUUAUUUACAUGUUCAAUGUUACAUUAUACGUCGCAAAACGAAUUUACUGUUCAGUACAGAGUGAAAAGCUAGGUAAUUGCUAACAAUGCAAUUAUUAAACAUCAUUUGAUUUUAUUCUAAGGCGUUUUCGUUUGAUGUCAUACGAAAAUUUUACGUAAAUUAAAGUGUGUGAUAUAUAAUUAAAAUUUUAAUUUUCCGUCAUCUUUGUGGUAGCUAGAUGCUGAGAUUAAAGCCUAUAUUAUGCCGGAAUAUUAGUUAUUUAUUAUGGUUAUGAAGAAUUGGGUUGCCUGCUAUUUUCUACUAGAAUUUAGUCGUAGUGUUAGUUGAAGUAUGGUCAUAUUAGAAGCUUUGCCGUUCAUGGAUUACUAUGUACAUUACAACUAUUACAAUAACAGUCGCCCCUAUACCGUGCUAGGUUAACUAGUGCUUACGCUUCUGUUAGUUCCGUGUAUCACAAUUAUUAGAUGCUCCACCUACAACAUUGCGUUACAUAGCACGGUGUCGCGCUGUUUAUCAUUAUAAUCAUUACACUCGCUUAAUCAAUGUAAAUUCGUAAAUACACAAUGACCAGGGGGAUUAUUACGAACAUGGUAAUUGGAGAGAGCAGGCCCCUUAUUCACAUUGUCCUAGUACUCUAUCUCAUACCAAACUUGCUAGUAUGUUUUGAUGACUAAUAGAUUUUAUCGAUAAGUAACAGUUUUUGGCGCUCGUGAAUGAGGGGUAAAAAUCAUUGUCAGCUAACUUGUUCAGAUAUUGUCUAAGAAAUUUGAAGUACAUUCUAGUCAUCUGAAAUCAUUUUCUAAAGUUGAUAGUACAAACGCAAUGUUUGUGUAAAUGAUCUUGUUUGUAUACUCUAUUCUAUAGUUUCUGUUUUAUAUUUCUCAUAAACACAGUAACGGAAAUUUUUACUUCGCAUAAAUUUUACUAUACAAUUAAAUUUCAUGUGUACAAAACUUGCUCUCUCUUUAAUUACACAAUCAAAUAAAAUGUGUCUUGGUGUAAAAUAAAAAUAUUAUAAUUAAUACCUAUAAUCUCUUUGACAUACGGCAGUUGCCUAUUAUUUGAAGCUUGCUUUGUUAAAAUAAGAUGUUUGUAUUACAAUUAUUGAGUAAUGUAGGUAAUAACUGCACUCAUCUCAUAAUAUGCUUACCAUAAGUAUGAUAUCUUUGUACCCAUAACGCAAAAUUCUCUCUAGUGGCUUUUUGUAAUGUAAGGCAUCAAGUGAUUAAUGCCAAGGUCAAACCUGGUGAUUGAUGUAUAAGUACUUAUGUAUUCAUUAGAUACACACAACAACUCUUUAGUUUGAUUGGAAUCAAAUAUUCUGAAUGUAUUGGUAAAUUUGUAUACUCAAUUAAAACUGAAGAACUUUGCCUCUUAAGAAAAGGAGAUGGAAAGUAGGUGAGUCUGAAUUUGAAUUUCAUUCUGAAUGUCAUGACUCCAAUCACAUACUUAAAGAGAGAAUUUUGCCUCAAAACUGUUUUUUUUUUUGUCGAAAUUUAUAUAGAGAAUAUAACUACCAAUAUAUCUUAGAAUUUGGUUUAAUAUUUUCUGUAAAUAAAUCAAUUAAAUAUCUAAUUUAUUUUA